AUGGCGACGAUGACGAUGCAGCUGGGUGGGCUGAUGCUGGCGGUGCUGGGCUGGCUGGGCUCCAUCCUGACCUGUGCGCUGCCCAUGUGGAAGGUGACAGCAUUCAUUGGCUCCAACAUCGUGACGGCCCAGGUGUUCUGGGAAGGGCUGUGGAUGAACUGCGUGUACGAGACCACGGGGCAGAUGCAGUGCAAGGCCUAUGACUCCCUGCUGGAGCUCACUUCUGACCUGCAAGCGGCCCGUGCCUUGGUGGUCACCUCCAUCUUCGCGGCCUUCUUCGCCUUCCUCAUCGCCCUCUCAGGUGCAGACUGCACCCGCUUCGUGGAUGACAACAGCACCAAGACCAGGAUGUCCAUGGUGGCAGGUGGCAUCUUCAUCCUGUCCAGCAUCAUGAUUCUCAUCCCUGUCUCCUGGUCUGCCAACAGCAUCGUCACCGACUUCUACAACCCCAUGGUGCCCCAAGCACUCAAGAGGGAGCUAGGGGCUGCCCUCUACAUCGGCUGGGGCAUCUUCGGUGGGGGCAUCGUGUGCUCCUCGGGACCCUCAUCCCAGCAGGACCCUUAUCCCAAGAAGUACAGAGCAGUGAAAAGCUGUGGCCCCAUGGGCUAUCCCAUGAAGGACUACGUGUGA
Molecule: messenger RNA, 630 nt
Organism: Mesitornis unicolor (brown roatelo)
Lineage: Eukaryota; Metazoa; Chordata; Aves; Mesitornithiformes; Mesitornithidae
Product: claudin-4-like
Exons: 1
Coding region: 1-630 (209 amino acids)
Biological process (GO): cell adhesion; bicellular tight junction assembly
Cellular component (GO): bicellular tight junction; plasma membrane
Molecular function (GO): structural molecule activity
Source: RefSeq, a predicted model, not a curated record